AAAAUUUUUUUCAAUCUCUUUGUUUUGUGUUCAUUUUCAAAAUAAAUGAUUCCUAUAAGAGUGUGUUAUUAAACUUACGUAUGAAUGUUACAGAAUAACAUAUGUAUUAAAUUCAUAAUUAUAGAAAUUGCUGGUGGUCGAGAAGUAUUCUCACAGAGCCGAGGAAAGGUAGCAGCUAGAAAAUCAAGAUUUCUGGCUGCGUCAAAUUCUAUAAAUAACGAGGACAUUCAAACUGAUAAUAAACUGUCUGUUAAAAAGAAUAACAAGUCCCCUAGUACACAGACCAUAUGGGAAUUACGAAGCCGAUGCGGUGAAAGCAGAAAGCAACGUGCAAAUCGAGAAGUGACAGAGACUGUAUUUGCCUCUGAGGUACACUCUGUGCGACGCAACCCCACAAAAUCCAUUCUGGAUUACGACUCACCUAAGAGCAACCGUAGCAAUCGUAUAAUUAAUUACGAUACGAUUUUGAAUAGCAAUAAUGUAGAAUAUACCAUACCAAAGAGUAUUACCGAUCUGGACUAUGGAUUACCAAAGAGUUGCAUAGAUUAUCAAUCAAAUCACAAUACACCUGCGAGAAGUAUGGCAAUAGUUAGCGACGGUGAAGUUGUGGUUUUCGACGAUAUCGAUGAUAACUGGCAAGGGCUACGAUUAGAUUUGGCGUCGAGCAAUACGAACCAAAUUACGGCAGCGAAUGUGGAUUUGGAGACGGACGAUUCUCAAAGAGGUCGUAUUGCACCGGAACCACCGAGUUCCAGUGUUGGGAGUACUCCUAGUCCUACGACAGCAUAUCACCGCAAUACUUCAGAAUUUUUCAAAGUUGUUACACCAGCGAGUGAUUGCGAGGCAGAUUCCCCGUCUCCGGAACGUAAUCAUAAAGUUGCGAGAGUCAUUGGUGAAUUACCAAUUGCUCAAUAUUCUGGCAGCCCGAGACGUUAUGGAGUUCGCGAAAAUACACAGCUUCCUAGUUUAUUAUCGUCGCCUUCAAUGUACAUGACACCAAGACCUGGUUUUCCGCAGAGAGUAUUACCAACAACACCAAAUCAUAAUGAGAAGGAAGAUACUUCUGGAGAAAUCGUUAUAGACAAGACUGUGAUAGAAAAUACUAGUAUCGAAGAUCAGCCUAUCAAUCCUUCAACUCCAUCACCAAAGGCAGAAGAGGAAGAGGAGGAUUCUUUAAAGCCAUCGACUUUGCCUGUUGAUAAUAUAAGCAGUCUCGUCACAUCAGGAGGUAGUACUUUCGACUAUCUGUACGAAUUUUCAGAAACGCGAAAAGUAUUGGAAGAAUUCUUCAAAUGCCCGGCGCCCACGAAAGAAAAGGAGAACAAUAUAGAAUCUUUUCCUUUUCAAGAUCUUGAUUAUGAAUUACGAAGACAAGGAGGAAGUGCAUAUGUUGGUCAGCGAUUAGCUAGUGGUCCACCAGUAACGGAAGAGGUUAUGGUACACGAAUCUCCUAAGAAGCAACGUGCAGAAUUUCAAAAUACAGGUGAACACGAAAACAAUUUUCUAGACCUCUCGGUAGGUACAGGUAGCAGUGAAGAUCUUGGAGAGACCGAGGUCGGUUUACAAGUAGGACAUUCACGUAAUUUCACGCUGAGUCCCGAGACAACAGACUGCGACAGCAAUUGUGGAGAUUUGGAUAGCGAAGUGUCCCUCAUGAUGAUGGAUAAUGAAUUAAUGCCAGCAAGUGGCCUUCUCGGAUCGGUCGGCGAUUUGGGGAAUAAUUCGGAUUCCUUGAGAAUAUACACUAGUAUGCCAGUAUUAGAAGACGGUUUGUCUAGCGGUCAUGCGAGCGACACCGAUAACAAUAAUCCUACUGUGAUGCUAAUGAAACGACAAAUAAACGAAAUAGAAAAAGAGAUUAUACAAAGAACUCGUAACGAUAUGUUAGGCACAAACGAGAAUGAUUCCGGGAAAGAUGUUGGUCUCAAUGUAACAAAGGAUAUUUUACACACGUUAAAGACUACAUCGUCUCCCGAUCUAUUUAUCGCAAAGAAAGAGAAUUCAUACGAUACGAACGAGUUGCAGCUCGAUGGAUUAGAUCCAUUGGGUACGCCACCGCCACCGGCGCCUCAGGGACGGCAAAGUGUAACCUUGGAAGUAAAUUGUGGCGAGGUAGAAGCGGCCAUCAAAGACAUCAGGAUGGCAUUACAAAGGACUAAAACUCUCCCUGUGAAAUCUCCGUCCGAAGAUCCACCGGAACCGAGCGUCAGUCCGAUAUGGAUACCAAGAUGCAGUAUAAUGGACGGCAGGCGGAGAAUCUGCAUGGAAAACAAUAGUGAAGAAUCCGAUGCGCGUCGCAUAGGCGACGAAGCCGAUGUGGAGAUCGAGGAGUGUCCGGACGAGGAAGAGGCAGAUACUGAUCUUGAAACAGAUCGAUUACUUGGACAACAGAGGACGGAUGAUCAAGGAUUUUAUGAUGACAAGGGGUGGAGGAAGCCUAAGACUAGGACAAUGUUACCGCCAAUGAAUGCGAAAGUCGCUACACCAAAGCAAACCCCUCCCAAAACCUUGAGUGUGGCCCCAAUAGAAACGCUAGCGCCUUCCGAGCCCAUACCCUCAACGUCUACCUCGAUCUCCCCACCUCCCGUAGUGUCUGUUAUACAAUCAUCGUCUUCUAACGAGUGCGAAGUAACCACUCCCGCGCAACCUACGUCGAGUCCGCAGAAGACCCCAGUCAAAAACUCUCCCUCAUCCCCUCAGAGCCUCAAGGAAUCCAACAACAAGGUGAAAAAGGAUAAAGAAGGAAAGAAGAAAAGCAGAAACAAGGAAGAUUUAUUGAACGAUCCGUCAGUAUUGAUCGAAGGUGUCCUAUUCCGUGCGAGGUAUUUGGGAUCCACGCAACUGGUAUGCGAGGGUCAACCGACGAAGUCGACUCGAAUGUGUCAAGCAGAGGAAGCCGUUUCCAGAAUAAAGGCACCGGACGGUGACACUCAGCCAAGUACGGAAGUAGAUCUCUUUAUAUCGACGGAAAAGAUUAUGGUUCUUAAUACUGAUUUGAAAGAGAUCAUGAUGGAUCAUGCGUUGCGCACUAUUUCAUACAUCGCGGAUAUCGGUGAUCUGGUGGUGCUAAUGGCGCGACGACGCUUUGUGCCGCACGAAAUGGAAGAAGUACCGAAAAUUAAUCGUACUCCGAAGAUGAUCUGUCACGUUUUUGAAAGUGAGGAAGCUCAAUUUAUAGCACAAAGUAUCGGACAAGCGUUUCAAGUAGCUUAUAUGGAGUUCCUAAAGGCGAAUGGGAUAGAAGACCAUAGUUUCGUUAAGGAAAUGGAUUAUCAAGAAGUGCUCAAUUCGCAAGAGAUAUUCGGCGAUGAGUUGCAAAUGUUUGCAAAGAAAGAGAUGCAAAAAGAGGUAGUAGUACCAAAAGCGAAGGGAGAGAUCCUCGGUGUUGUAAUCGUUGAAUCUGGAUGGGGCUCGAUGCUGCCAACCGUAGUUAUAGCAAAUCUGGCGCCGGCCGGUGCCGCUGCUCGUUGCGGACAGCUUAAUAUUGGCGAUCAGAUAAUAGCGAUUAAUGGUGUAUCAUUGGUCGGCUUACCUUUGUCCACGUGUCAGACUUAUAUAAAAAACUCGAAGAAUCAAACGGUCGUCAAACUGACUGUUGUACCGUGUGCACCGGUCGUCGAAGUGAAAAUCAAGAGACCUGACACCAAGUAUCAGUUAGGAUUUAGUGUACAGAACGGAGUGAUAUGUAGUCUAUUGAGAGGCGGUAUUGCCGAAAGGGGUGGAGUUCGGGUCGGUCAUAGGAUAAUUGAGAUCAAUAAUCAGAGCGUUGUCGCUGUACCGCAUGAAAAGAUUGUUAAUCUUUUGGCUACAUCAGUGGGAGAGAUUUUGAUGAAAACGAUGCCCACGUCGAUGUUUAGACUAUUAACCGGCCAGGAAUCACCGGUGUACAUAUAAAAGCGUUCAGUUGCCUGGCUGAUGCGUAGUGAACAGACAAUACAUCCGCCAUCCACUACCGUACACUAUAUCCGCUCUACUAUCUUUACUGUACAGAUUAUUCUACGCAGUCUAUGCUUUGUGUUUCGAUUCUUAUUGGGACAAUUCAAUACAUUCACCAGCUCCUGCUUAGUAAACAAGAUUACAUAGAUUUUUAGUAUACAACAUACUCUGUAUUACAGAGAAUCGCAUUAUUAGCGCCAAGGAAGAUGAUAGGUAAUGCAAACGAUGCAGUUGCACAUGAUUAUAAAUAGCACAAAGCUCUUUACCAACAGCUGGAGCAGAGCUGGAACUGUAUAUUACGUAGUUUAAUGACAUAGUAAUAUUUAUAAAAAGAAUCUCCUUCUUUAUCUCUUGUGUUGGAGAUACUUUAAGAGCUGAAGCGUUUUAUUUAAUCUUUUUUAUCUUCAAAACGCCGGCGAAUACUUGCGGCUUGGUGCCCAGCAAUGUUAAUUUGUACUAAAAUUAUUAUCUAUUAGUAAUAUCUAAUAGUAAACUUGGGAUGCGUAAAUCUCGUGAUAAAUAAUAAUAUAGUAAUUAUAUAGAAGAGCGCUUUAAACAAGAUUUUUUUAACGAGUAAUUUGUUUUACAAGAUAUCAAGUGAUUUAUGCAUUAUAUCGAAAAAGAGAAAAAGAUGAUUUGCUAGAAGAUCUUGUAUGCCUACAUACUGCUUGAUCGACUAUUCUAUAAUACUUGGCUGUAUCGAAAAUGAAACUAUAAUGUGCACACUCACUACGUAAUAUUAUUUUUCUCUAUUUGAAAAUUCUUUGAUUUGUAUAAUAAUCCUCAACUGAUUGCCGUCCACGAGAAACUGGACAAAUUAAAAAAAAAAAAAAUUUAUUUUUUGCUGAAUAUUGCUAUGAGCUUACGUACAGUUCCUUAAUAAACGUAUAUAAUUACGUUUUGUUACACAUUUUUUUAGGAAAAAUAUGAUCUUUUUGUUUUUCGCGAAUGUAGUAAAUUACAAGCUUGUAAAAAAUUAUCUUGUAAGUUGCAUUGAUCAUUCAUUUCUUCGAGCAUACAUUGAUAAAUAUUGAGAAAUGGCUGUGUAUUUAAGAAUCUAGAUUUUAUAGAUAUAAGAUAGAUUUCACUCGAUUUAGAUACUUUAGGGUAGAGAUUUCUAAACUUUUAAAUCUUGUAUUUUCUUUUCUUUUCUUUUUUUUUUAUCUAUUGCUCUUUUUGAUAUUUUAGAAAUUCUUGUAUUAAUCUUAUUUGCUUUGAAAAUUCAAUAUCUUCAUUAAAUUUUUGACUUAAAGUUUGUUGACUUUUUAAUUUAAUUUAACGGAAUAUAAAUUAUUUAAAUGAAAGAUUAUAAUAAAAUUUUUUUCUUAUAUCCUAUCAAAUAUCUUAACAUUUUUCGAAAUUUCCUCAUAUUAGUGUGAUGCGCGUUCCAAUUUAUGAAAUGAUAAUUUCAAGUAAUCUUAUUUUGCAGAUUUUUGCAAAAAAUUGAUGAAAUAAACUAAUGAAAACAAUUAAGAAACAUAUUACCAUUAAUAAACUUUCGAUUAUUGUUAAUGUAAUUCAAUUUUCAGUGCGAUCAUGGCGCAGAGAGCUAUGCGUUUGCUCUCUGUGCCGAAUUGAAGGGCUCGGGUUCAAAUCCAGCCAGAGUCAGAAACAUCGAAUGUUCGAUAAUUCGCGAUCGCUUCUCGGAGUACCUUGCCUAAAACCUCUCAAAUCUUAGAUCGUUUGGAUGCGGCGUAGAUCCCAUAUAUUUACGAAAUACCAUAAAAAGGCGCACACCGCAGACAUAAGUGGAUCGCGAACACUCGAAUUGAAUACCGCAAAGAAGUUUCAGUUUUGCAGAAUAAUAUUUCUUUCAAUUCAUUUAUUUUUCGCAGUAAUCUGCAAAAAGGCGCAAUUCAUAAAAAUAGUUAAAGUAAUUUAAAAAAAAGCUUAUAUAUACAUACAUAUAUAUAUAUAUAUAUAUAUAUAUAU
This is a messenger RNA of Cataglyphis hispanica, 5868 nucleotides long. RefSeq lists its product as uncharacterized. Gene Ontology annotation, molecular function: protein binding. Gene Ontology annotation, biological process: chemical synaptic transmission. Bases 85 to 3894 code for a protein of 1269 amino acids. The record is from RefSeq and is a predicted model, not a curated record. Gene Ontology annotation, cellular component: cytoplasm; dendritic spine; plasma membrane. NCBI's taxonomy places the organism in Eukaryota, Metazoa, Arthropoda, Insecta, Hymenoptera, Formicidae. The transcript has 15 exons.